This is a messenger RNA of Paramuricea clavata, 2235 nucleotides long. The record is from the annotation of a GenBank genome assembly. NCBI's taxonomy places the organism in Eukaryota, Metazoa, Cnidaria, Anthozoa, Malacalcyonacea, Plexauridae.
AUGAACGUUGAUGAAACAGAUAGUGGAACUUACAAGUGUAUGGCUGAAAGCUACCCCAAUGCAAUGUUCAGAGAAGAAAGAUCAAUCAGAGUAGACGUUAGAUGUAAGUAUAUGAUUGAUACUUAAGUUAAAUAUUUCCAACCCUAUAUUCAAAGAAUGUGCGUAUGAAUUUAAAUUAAAUCCCUCCUUACUCAAAUAAAUGCAUGGAUUUACAUGGAUGCAAUGUGAGUGUGUAACCCUCUAACUGGCUGUGCAAUGAUGAGAGAUAAAUAGUUAAUGAUUCAAAUUUUGAAUAUUGUGCAUGGCCUAUGAGUGAUGACUAUAUUUAGGAUCUGACAAAAAGAAGUUACCGUAUAAACCUUUAGAUUUUAGUUUUACCACUCUUUUUUUGUGCGAUGCAUGAGAUGCUAAAAAUCCGAAAAUGUCCAAUAUGUUUUGUUUGAUAUGGUCAUGUGUUCAGAUACUUAUAGAAGAAUAAACGGUGAAGCAAUUUAACUUUUCCUCAAACAUAUGUUAAUAAUUAAUAAUGGAAUUACGGGUUCAUAAACGAAAGCAAUUAACGCUGUUUUGUUCCUUCACAGUUGGACCAAAAGACACAUCCAUUGAGUUGAAACCAAACCCAGCCAUAUUGGGUCGAUCAUUCACCAUAACGUGUAACUCUCGUGGUUUUCCUGAACCAAGUUAUACCAUAUCCCAUAAUGGUACUCGUUUCAUUAAUGCCAAGACGCAUGAUAUUAAUAACGUGGUGUGGACUGAUGCUGGAGAGUAUGAAUGCAAUGCAGGGAAUGAACAUGGAAAUGAUACGGCUUCUGAAGUUCUAAAGGUUACAAGUAAGAUUUUAAUUCAAUGCUGGAGUGUAUGCAUGCAAUGCAAUGAGUGAACGUGGAUAUAAUUUGGCUUCUGAUUUUCUAAAUGUUGAAGGUAAGAUAAGAUUCUAAGACGCAACCGGACGAAACACACGUAGGAAACAGGGAAAGGAAAAAUAUAAUUGGUACAGGGGAUGAGCAAUAAUACAAAUACUUAAAUUUUGGCUUGAAUUGGGGCAUAAUUAUAUAUAGACAUAACCAUGAUAUAAUUAUUAUAGUACAGAAAAAUUCUAUCUAUAACUAUAUUAUGUUCUAUUACUGAGACGGCUAGUCAAUAAUGCAACCCGAUGUAAUGAAUGCAUAUACUUAUUUAUUUCUAAUGACUUUAGUUACAAUAAUUGCAUAUGUAGUAUCUUGAAUUUUGAUUGUUGGAAUGAGUAUUUAAUAGCAAAUUUCAGCAAAUUAUUUCAGCAAAUUAUGUAUGUAUUUAAAGCAAGGAGGUACCGUACACAGUGUUAUUGAGUUAUGUUUUCAAGUUGAUACUUAAUCUUAAGUAAUCUUUCGUUUACCAAACAAUGUACAACUUUCUUUCGCAUAUAGGACUUCUUAAAGAAAAUUUCGUUUCAUUAUAUAAUUUUAUUUGCAAUUCGUGAAAUAGAGAGAGGACAACCAACACAACCACCAACAAUACCAAAUACAAGCAAGUACGAUAAUCGAUCAGGUAAUACGAAGUAUACGACAGGACCAUUUAUCUUAACUUAUUUUGCACGUGAAGCAGCCAGCCAACUAAAUUCACAGGCUACUUCCGUUAGUUUUUCCUGAAAAAGACCGAAAAAGAAAACCUUUUCACAAUAUUCACCAUCAUCAUAUAAAACUAGAUCCCGUAUAUACUGCUCAUUCCCUCCAAUGAAGACUAUAAUUGUCGUGAGAUUUUAAGGUGAAAAUAUCUGAAAAUCAGUUUUAUUCAUUGGCCUAAUACUAGUUUUCCUUUCAGGAAUUGCAUUAUUAAAUGUCAUUGGGUUUAGCUAAUUUUCUAACUCAUCAAUUCUCCAAAUGUUCCUUCAGGAGAGGUUACAAGUUCCAAAAUGGAUUGUGAAAGUUCUGGAACUGUUGUAGUAUGGCAUAUUGUUGUGUCGUUGGUGUCUGGAUUUAUUCUUGGAAUUCUCUUUUCCUACUGUACAUUGUCUCGUAUUCGCGUAGUCGUUGGUUUAGAAACAGAAAACCUGAACGAAAGCCUGAACCAAAGACAACUGAAGCUGAUACAACUUAUCAAGAGCUUGAUCUUUCAAAAAUGAACACAGAAGAUAAUUAUCAGUCGUUGAGAGUGAAUGCCGCCGUAUGUAAUGACGCUACAAAUGACGAUGACUCUACUUACACGCAGUUGAGCAAAACCAGAGAUGUGGAGGACAACUACCAAUCUUUAACUUGA